Messenger RNA from Oncorhynchus gorbuscha (pink salmon), 6456 nucleotides. RefSeq names its product ATP-binding cassette sub-family C member 8-like. The transcript is spliced from 39 exons. Gene Ontology annotation, cellular component: membrane. Gene Ontology annotation, molecular function: ABC-type transporter activity; ATP hydrolysis activity; sulfonylurea receptor activity. NCBI's taxonomy places the organism in Eukaryota, Metazoa, Chordata, Actinopteri, Salmoniformes, Salmonidae. The record is from RefSeq and is a predicted model, not a curated record. The coding region runs from base 327 to 5003 and encodes 1558 amino acids. Gene Ontology annotation, biological process: potassium ion transport; transmembrane transport.
UAGUGUACUGUCUUUGCCCAGACGGUCACGGCAUCCAUCAAUCGUUUCUGUCAGUUUAACCAAGUUCCCUUUGUUUGCGGACGUGAUGGACUCUAGCUGCGUUUAAAACCAGAACAGAUGUGACUAAUUGUUUGUUUCUUUCCGAGUGUUUUUAUUUUUUUAGUAGGUUGGAUGCUCAGUCAAGACAAGAUGAACAAGAGAGAGGAUGCAUAGUCCCUGAGAUUUUUUUGUGGUCCACUUGUAAAAUAACCAACCUGUUAUCUGUCUAUGAUGGCUUUUUGUUGCACUCGAGGACUGGAGUCCACAACCGUCGCUCUUUGAAAGUAAUGAUCUCACGAUACAAACCGAGUCCCGGUUCCAACAUGUCCUUGGCGUUCUGUGGGAACGAGAAUAACUCGUUGGCGUACAACGUGGACAGCGGCGUUCUCAACAACGGCUGCUUCCUGGACGCGCUCAACGUGGUGCCGCACAUCUUCCUGCUCUUCAUUACCUUCCCCAUCCUCUUCAUCGGCUGGGGCAGCCAGAGCUCCAAGGUGCACAUCCACCACAGCACCUGGCUGCACUUCCCUGGUCACAACCUGCGCUGGCUCCUCACCUUCGUCCUCCUCUUCGUCCUGGUCUGUGAGAUCGCAGAGGGCGUUGUCUCCGAUGGGUUCACCCAGUCCCUCCACCUGCACCUGUACAUGCCUGCAGGCCUGGCCUUCAUGGCGGGGAUCACCUCCAUCAUCUACUACCACAACAUCGAGACCUCCAACUUCCCCAAGCUACUGCUAGCCCUACUGUUCUACUGGGUCUUGGCCUUUCUGAUGAAAACCAUCAAGUUUGCCAAGUACACUGAGCACGGCAUCGGCCUGAGACAGCUCCGCUACGGCAUCACAGGACUCCUGGCCCUGAUCUACGGACUACUACUGGCUGUGGAAAUCAAUGUCAUACUGGGCAGGCGCUACCUGUGUUUCACUGAAGCUACAGAGGUGAAACCCCCAGAGGACCUGCAGGAUCUGGGGGUGAGAUUCCUGCAGCCCUUCGUCAACCUGCUGUCCAAGGCCACUUACUGGUGGAUGAACACCUUCAUCACAGCAGCCCACCGCCGCCCCAUCGACCUCAAGGUCAUCGGCAAGCUGCCCAUCGCCAUGCGAGCCCUCACCAACUAUCUGAAGCUCCGCAAGGCUUUCGAGAGUCAGAGGAGGCCUCUGGGCUCCAUGCCACAGGACCCUAAGUGGAUCUGGAGGGCCCUAUGCCAGGCGUUUGGACGUCCCCUCAUCAUCAGCAUCACCUUUCGCUUCCUGGCUGACCUGCUGGGCUUCGCUGGGCCUCUCUGUAUCUCUGGCAUCGUCCACCACAUCAGCAAGGAGAAUCGCACCAUACAGCCCCCGAUAAAGCUGCUGGGGGUCUACUUUAUCUCCUCUCAAGAGUUCUUGGCGAAUGCAUACGUGCUGGCCGUGCUGCUGUUCUUUGCCCUGAUCCUGCAGAGAACCUUCCUCCAGGCCUCGUAUUAUGUGGCCAUCGAGACGGGCAUCAACUUACGAGGGGCUAUACAGACUAAGAUCUACAACAAGAUCAUGCGGCUGUGCACCUCCAAUAUGUCCAUGGGAGAACUGACAGUGGGACAGAUCUGCAACCUGGUAGCCAUAGAUACCAACCAGCUCAUGUGGUUCUUCUUCCUCUGUCCCAACCUGUGGGCCAUGCCAGUCCAGAUCAUUGUGGGGGUUAUUCUGCUCUACUACCUCCUGGGGAUCAGUGCUUUGAUUGGGGCCACAGUCAUUGCUGUUCUGGCCCCUGUCCAGUACUUUGUGGCCACCAAGCUGUCCCAAGCACAGAAGAGCACCCUGGAGUACUCCAGUGAGCGGUUAAAGAAGACUAAUGAGCUGCUGCGGGGCAUCAAGCUGCUGAAACUGUACGCCUGGGAACACAUCUUCUGUCACAGUGUGGAGGAGACCAGGGGCAAGGAGCUCACCAGCCUGCAGGCCUUCGCCCUCUACACAUCCAUAUCUAUAUUCAUGAAUGCAGCCAUCCCUAUCGCUGCUGUCCUGACUACGUUUGUGGUCCAUGUGCACAUCUCUGAGGAGGCUGACCUGUCACCUGCUGUGGCCUUCGCGUCCUUAUCCCUGUUUCACAUCCUGGUCACUCCUCUCUUCCUGCUCUCCAGCGUGGUGCGAUCUACAGUCAAGGCCCUGGUCAGUGCCCAGAAGCUGAGUGAGUUCUUCAGUAGUGAUGAGAUUGGAGACGAGCAGGAGCCCAACGCUACCAUGCCCGCUGGCCCCAGCAACCACAACAGCAAGUACCAGGCUGUGCCCCUGAAGGUGGUGAACAGGAAGAGGCCCCCCAGGGAAGACUGCUGGAACAACUACAGCCAGAAGGGAGGCGACCCGCCCCCCCAGGAGAGGGACCAAGACCUCUGCUUCAGGAUAACCAGCGGAUAUUUCACCUGGACAGACGGACCUCCCACCCUGUCUAACGUAGACAUCAAGGUUCCCUUCGGUCAGCUGACUAUGAUCGUGGGCCAGGUGGGUUGUGGGAAGUCGUCCCUGCUGCUUGCAGCUCUGGGAGAGAUGCAGAAAGUCUCUGGGACUGUCACCUGGAACAGUUUGCCCAACCUGGACUCUGAAGGCGAUGAGAGCCCCACAUCAGACAAGGAUGCAGCUGGUGAUGGGGAUAUUCAGAAGAGAGGCUCUGUGGCUUAUGCUUCCCAGAAGCCCUGGCUGCUCAACGCGACGCUGGUGGAGAACAUCACCUUUGAGAUGCCCAUGAUCAAACCCAGGUACAAGGCUGUCAUCGAGGCGUGUUCCCUGCAGCCGGAUAUCGACAUCCUGCCACAGGGAGACCAGACGGAGAUCGGAGAGAGGGGUAUAGUUCUAUCUGGCGGGCAGCGCCAGCGUAUAGGUGUGGCCAGAGCCCUGUACCAACAGGCCAACGUGGUCUUCCUGGAUGACCCGUUCUCAGCGCUGGACAUUCACCUGAGUGACCACCUGAUGCAGGAGGGCAUCCUCAAACUGCUGAGAGAAGAGAAGAGGACUGUGGUGCUGGUCACUCACAAGCUACAGUACCUACCCCACGCUGACUGGAUCGUAGCGAUGAAGAACGGGACCACUCAAACCGAGGGGACUCUGAAAGACAUCCAGAACUCUGAACCGGAGCUGUUUGAACAGUGGAAGACCCUGAUGCACCGGCAGGACGGAGAGUUUGAGAAGGAGACAGUGCCUGAGAGUAUGACGGUGUUGGAGCGCAAGAACCUGCGGAGAGCCAUGUACUCCAAAGAGGCCGCCAAGACUGAGGAGGAGGACAAAGAAGAGUCUGUGGACAGUGACGAGGAUGACAAUCUGUCCCAGGCCAUGCGUCACCGCACCACCAUCCCCUGGCACUCCUGUGGGGUCUACCUGUCCUCUGCAGGGCUCCUCCUCCUGCUGCUGCUCCUCCUAUCACAGCUCUUUAAACAUUCCCUCAUGGUUGCCAUCGACUACUGGCUGGCCCACUGGACCUCACGCGUCAUCAAUGCCAAGAUGGAAGCCACCGGGAGGAACUGCACUGUCGCUCAGGAGUGUGGGUUCAGCCACUCGUGGUACCUGUCGGUGUUCAGUGUGUUGUGCUGUCUGGGCAUCGUUCUGUGUCUGGUCACCUCUGUGGCCGUUGAGUGGACAGGCCUGAGAGUGGCCAAAGAACUACACCACAACCUGCUCAGCAAGAUCAUACUGGCCCCUAUGAGGCUGUUUGAGACCACUCCCCUGGGCAGCAUCCUCAACAGGUUCUCCUCUGACACCAACACCAUAGACCAGCACAUCCCUGCCACCCUGGAGUGUCUGAGUCGCUCCACCCUGCUGUGUGUGUCGGCCCUGGGGGUCAUCUCCUACGUGACCCCUGUGUUCCUCAUUGCUCUGGUGCCUCUGGCCAUCGCCUGCUACUUCAUACAGAAGUACUUCCGGGUCGCUUCUAGGUAUGAGCCCAAGUUCAGACAGAGGUUACUGUUCACUAUUAACAACAUGCUGUUCUUUGUCACAGCAGCCAACAUGGCUAGGGAGUACAUAGGUGCCUGUGUGGUUCUGAUAGCAGCUGUGGCCUCCAUCUCUAACUCUCUGUAUAACCACCUCUCCACUGGCCUGGUAGGACUAGGACUCACCUAUGCACUCAUGGUGUCCAACUACCUGAACUGGAUGGUUCGUAACCUGGCAGACAUGGAGGUUCAGCUGGGUUCAGUCAAGAGAAUCAAUGGUCUGCUGCAGACUGAGCCUGAGAACUACGAAGGACUGCUCACUGCAUCUCAGGUGCCAGAUGGCUGGCCACAGCAGGGGGAGAUUCAGAUUGAGAACCUGAGUGUGCGUUACGACACCACCCUGAAACCUGUCCUCAAACAAGUCAACGCACACAUCAGCCCUGGGCAGAAGGUGGGGAUCUGUGGCAGGACAGGAAGUGGGAAGUCUUCCUUCUCCCUGGCCUUCUUUCGCAUGGUCGACAUGUUCGAGGGGCGUAUCAUCAUAGAUGACAUUGACAUCGCCAAGCUGCCUCUGCAGACCCUGAGGUCUCGAUUCUCCAUCAUCCUCCAGGACCCCAUCUUAUUCAGCGGAACCAUCCGGUUUAACCUGGACCCAGAGAUGAAGGCUACUGAUGACAUGCUGUGGGAGGCUCUGGACAUCGCUCAGCUAAAACCUGUAGUCAAGACCCUACCAGGAGGACUGGACGCCACAGUGACAGAGGGAGGGGAGAACUUCAGCCAGGGCCAGAGACAGCUCUUCUGUCUGGCCAGAGCCUUCGUCAGGAAGUCUAGCAUCCUCAUCAUGGACGAAGCCACAGCCUCUAUAGACAUGGCCACGGAAAGCAUCUUACAGAAGGUGGUGAUGACUGCCUUCGCUGAUAGAACAGUGGUUACUAUAGCACAUCGUGUCCACACCAUCCUGAAAGCAGACCUGGUGAUCGUGAUGAAGCGAGGGCUCAUUCUAGAAUACGACAGACCCCAGGCGCUGCUGGAGAAAGAGGACAGUGUCUUCGCCUCCUUCGUCAAGGCGGACAAGUGACCGAUGAGAAAGAGGGGAGGACAUUCCAAAGUGCAAUUGUACCAUGGGCUAUAUAUUAUAAUUUUAUUUUCUAAUUCUGUAUGAUAUUCGGAACAUUAAAUAUGAAUUCUUUGUUAAUAAAAAAACAACAUAAAUACUCAUUGUGCAGCAGUGUUUUGCAUACAGUUUAGUGACAGGAAGGUAGAUUUGUGUGACCUCACACUGUACAGAGCAAUGACUCGGCUGUGGAAGGCUGGGUCAGAAUGACACUAAUUGACUCUGGGGUUGAUCUAGAAAUGGGUCGCAUUCCCCUGCUCAGACGUUGCAUGCAUCAACCAACGGUUGCGUGCCACAUCAUCGACUGUGCCGUCGGGCACCAGAUUGCUAUAACAUAUGUGGUUAGGUGAUAUGUAAAAUACCUAUCCAGGCAUAAGCUCUGGCAUGCGCCAGCAACGCCUGGGCAGAGGAACGCUCCAACAGUCAAUAGUAACUGAGAAGCUUGUGAAUCAUGGAGUCAUUCACCACUACCAUAAACCGGCCUCGCACUCUCUGACAUGUGAGCCCUGAUUGGAUGCUCGGGGGCCAGACACCCUUUUGACUCUCUAGAGCCACGUUCAACAGCCAAGCAUUGUCGAACGUUGCAGAUAGAAAUUAAACUAAUAGAGCCGACGUGAUUCGUUAUUCUACAGGUCAGAGAUGCAUGUUUGUUCUAUAUAGCAUCUUUCUAUCUGAACGUUCCAAAACGUUGCCUAGUGAUGAACGCAUCCCAGAAACAAAAAAUGUAGGACGUGAAUCAUAGCCUUGUAAACAGCAUGAGAGGGACUGAGAUUAUGUAUGUUUUGGCCUACUAUCCGAGAUAAAGAAAAUAGUUUAGUGUGUUGCCUAAUUAUAUUCUUAACAAUGUAUUGUCAUUAGUGUUUGGGAAGAUUGUCUGUCAUUGGGAAUGUAUGAAUAACCUUCUAGGGUGAAUUUAGAAUGCAUUUCCGUCUUCUGUAACCUCUUCAGACAUCUAUCCAACAUGUUAAUCCAACACAUGAUCUCUGAAAUCCUCAAAGAGUUUCCUAAUCCCACAAAAAGUGUUUUAUCUUCACAGGAGGCAUGACACGCCCGUUUGUGACCACUGAGUCAACCAUAUUUUCAGUUUGCAUUUGGAAGACUGGGACAGCAGGAUCGAUGAACUGGGACACCAUUAUUGUAGUCCUAAUUGUUCCCGAAUGACAAUUCAAUUUUGUGUGAUUAUCUGGGAAUUUCAGAAAUAUAUCAUGUGUUGGACUAAUAUGUUAGAUGUCUGAAGAGGUUACAGAAGACAGAAAUCCAAACAGUAUCCCACUUUUUCUGAAUUCACUCAGAAAUUGUACACUACAAAAUGAGCAAUAUAUGCAGUACCAGUCAAACGUUUGGACACACCUACUCAUUCCAGGGUUUUUCUUUAUUUUUUAGUAUUUUCUACAUUGUAGAAUAAUAGUGAAGACAU